Molecule: messenger RNA, 1042 nt
Organism: Alternaria alternata
Lineage: Eukaryota; Fungi; Ascomycota; Dothideomycetes; Pleosporales; Pleosporaceae
Exons: 2
Coding region: 240-716 (158 amino acids)
Source: RefSeq, a predicted model, not a curated record
AUCUGCAUCGCCUCUAAUCAAACUUUCAGCCUGGCACAAGCGAGUCCCCCACUUCAGUCGCAACCGCAAGUAUUUGCGAGAGGCUCAAAUCUCUACUACUCAAGCCUCAUUAUAGAGUUGAGCUUCUGCGCGUGACGUUUCUCCACACGAAAGCCAUAUCGAGUUUACAUACUGACCGCAGCUCCACCUCAGCCGUAUUGUAACCGCACCGGACAGGCCCCAUUUCACUGCUAGCACCAAUGGAUCCACCAAACAAGCUUCCACAGCGUAAGCCAUCCAUACUCGGGAUGCACAACAAGUAUCGAUCGGCACAUCGCACGCCACCCGAUAGCAUAUAUCCUUCGACUUCCACGUCUUCUCAGCCGUACAACUCUCGGCCUCAACGUCGUCGCCUAGGUCUGCGUAGUUUCUUCAGCAAGCCACACGAGCCAGAAGCACAGUCUCCAGUACUCACGUCUCCUUCGUCAUCUUCAGCAAUGCCACCGUCUCUGCCUCUGAUCCCAAAGUUUACCAAGGCAUUUGUCAACGCCUUGAAUUCUUCACAACUCUGCGAUUUCCUUACUUGGUUGUUGUAUCAUGAUAUUGCUGAACUUCCCGAAGUUCCUGAGGCUUGGUACAAGUGGAUCAAUACUGUCCCAGAUAGCCGUGUCCCCAGAUGCUUUCACUUUGUUGAGUUUGUGACGGAAUUGUUCGACGGCAUUCAUAAUUUUCUGUGAUAAGGACGACUUGUUACUGGAAGUAACCAAACCAAGAUGUGUCUGGAAGUUAUAUGCAAGCAGACGAUUGACGUAGGCAUCAAACAUCUACUUCAGGACGUCUAGGCGGCUCAAUGUAUCGCGCUUCUUACUAGAGCGUGGGGAUCCUCCUAGAAAUACCUUGAAUACAAGAGGACGAAUACCCAGCGCUGUAUGUUCAUGAUCUGUAUCGUCUGAUACGUCGUCGUUGGAGUUUUUGUCAACAACACUCUCUGUUGCUAGCUUGCCAGUCGAAUCGGUACUGUUGAAAUAGGGUGCCAUCGACCUCCAGUGGUCGUACACUGGUG